This is a messenger RNA of Macaca mulatta (Rhesus monkey), 258 nucleotides long. Lineage: Eukaryota; Metazoa; Chordata; Mammalia; Primates; Cercopithecidae. The record is from RefSeq and is a predicted model, not a curated record.
AUGAUUAAAGCUAAUAAGAAAGUCAGAAUUAUCAAUAAAUACAGGACCCACUAUGGUACCUCCCUCCAGAAAAUAGUGAAGAAAAUUUUAAUUUACCAGCAUGCCAAGGAGACUUGCUCCUUCUGUGGCAAAAUCAAGAUAAAGAGACAAACUGUGGGAACCUGGCACUGUGGUUCCUGCAUGGAAAUGGUAGCUGGUGGUGCCCGGACCUAUAACACCACUUCUACUGUCAUGGUAAAGUUGCCAUCAGAAUACUGA